AUGUACUCAGUUACAGUGGAUUGUGAGGGGCAACAAUCAAAUGAAUUGACCGGUUAUAUCCCUGGGGUCAGUGGUAUGACACCAAUAAAUGUAACGAACUGCAUAAACGAUGAAAUUCGUAAGAAUCCUUCACUAUCGAACCCUCUUGAGUGUGCUCGUCCCUGUCAUGUGUCGGAUAAGCCGAAAACGUGUUACUAUCAUUUUGUAAUUGAACGUUAUCAAGUCAAUGGACAAGCGUGUAGUCUUUGUUUCCCCAAUGUUACCAAUUCGAUUUGUCCGAAUUGUCAGUGUAUACCCGGUGACGGGGUGAAUCGUAUGGCUUUAACUGUGAACAGAAUGAUACCAGGACCAAGUAUACAAGCUUGUCUAAAUGAUUCUAUCGUAAUAGACGUUACAAACAAGGUGCUAGAAGAUGCUGUGACGAUCCAUUGGCAUGGACUGUUCCAGCAUGAGUCUCCAUACUACGAUGGUGUACCUAGUGUAACACAGUGUCCAAUCUUAACUGGAACUACCUUCAGAUAUCAAUAUCGCGUAGCGAACCCCGGCACUCAUUUUUGGCACGCUCACACAGGGUUGCACAAGAUGGAUGGCAUUUUUGGUAGUUUGAUUGUCCGAGUUCCAAGGAAAAGUGACCUUAAUAGACGUUAUUUCGAUACUGAUUUGGCAAGUCAUGUUCUGGUUAUCAAUGACUGGAUGAAUGAAGAAGCCACAGAGAGAUAUCCAGGGCGUUCAACAAAUGGUAUAACUGGACAACUACCCGAUGCGCUGCUGAUUAAUGGAAAGGGACUUAUAGGCGCUAAUAAUACCAUUCUAACUCAAGCUCAUCCAGACAUUGUAGUAGAACCAAAUACACGUCAUCGUUUCCGGUUAAUUAAUUCUUUUUGCACCGUUUGUCCGGGUCAAUUAACGAUCGAAGGUCAUAACUUGACCGUGAUAGAGUCAGAUGGUCAGCCUAUUAGGCCUUUCGUUGUAACGUCCAUAGUUUCGUUCCCAGGUGAACGAUACGAUUUCGUCAUAAACACCAAUCAACGUCCUGGUGCUUAUUGGAUACAGUUACGUGCAUUGGACAAUUGCGAUAGUAAUAAGACUCAACAAUUAGGUAUAUUGCAAUAUUUAGGUGCGUCUAAGAAACCAACAAGUCCUGUACCCACCUACAGUGGCGGUCUUGCGCCAGGAGUUGUUUUAAAUCCAUUGGAUGUUAGCUGCAAUACUCAAAAUCCUAAAGCAAUAUGUAUCAAUAAAUUGAGAAAUGCGAUUCCGAUUGAGAGUGGUCUCACGGAACCAACGACAGAUGUGCAAUUUAUCAUACCUAUAGGUUUCGUCGUUAUUCCACCAGAUCAACUAUUUCGACCGAAUCAAUAUAGAUCUUUUCUAUAUCCCGGCGGUGUCGAUGUGGCAGCAACAUUAAACGGAAUAACAUAUCAACAGGCACCUUCACCGCCAAUUUCUCAACCCAACGAUGUACCCCCAAGUCAGUUUUGUGAUGGUGAUCGGUCUAAUUGCACCGAUUGCACUUGUUCGCAUAUGUUGAGAAUUCCACUGAACGCUACCGUGGAAAUAAUACUGGUCGAUACGUCUCAAAUUCCACGUCUCACGCAUCCCUUCCAUAUGCAUGGAUUCGCAUUUAGAGUUUUAAGUAUGGAUCAACCAUUAGGACCUUAUUCUAACACGGGGAAUGGCUCAACGAUCGAUGUUGAUUUUGUGAAACAACUCGACAGCAGCGGGAAAAUAAAAAGAAAUUUCAAGUCUGCUAGCAAGGAUACUCUUGCUGUUCCGAAUAAUGGAUAUACCGUGAUUCGAUUCCGCGCAAACAAUGCAGGAUAUUGGUUCUUCCACUGUCAUUUUGUUUAUCAUCAAAUGGCCGGUAUGGAGCUUAUUCUUAAGGUUGGAGAGCAAAGUGAUUUACCUCCCGUACCUCCAAAUUUCCCGAGAUGCGGCAAUUUCAAAGCUCCUAUCAAGGGAUUAGACGAUAGCGACGAAUCAAGCUCCGAGGAGGAAACAUUUUCAUCGGAAUUAAAUCUAAUGAGCGAAGUUAGCACAUGGAUUUCUUCACAACUUUCAUCAGAGACUGAUUUACUUAAUUUAUAA
Eufriesea mexicana is the source of this 2088-nucleotide messenger RNA. Its product is annotated as laccase-like. Gene Ontology annotation, molecular function: oxidoreductase activity; copper ion binding. The coding region runs from base 1 to 2088 and encodes 695 amino acids. Gene Ontology annotation, cellular component: plasma membrane. The transcript has 10 exons. NCBI's taxonomy places the organism in Eukaryota, Metazoa, Arthropoda, Insecta, Hymenoptera, Apidae. The record is from RefSeq and is a predicted model, not a curated record. Gene Ontology annotation, biological process: iron ion transport.